Messenger RNA from Styela clava, 1217 nucleotides. RefSeq lists its product as uncharacterized. NCBI's taxonomy places the organism in Eukaryota, Metazoa, Chordata, Ascidiacea, Stolidobranchia, Styelidae. The record is from RefSeq and is a predicted model, not a curated record.
AUUAAAAAUGAAAAUUCUCAGAACGCUACUUCUUCAGAUAACAGGAUAUCUUUCAAUUUGUGGUGUUGACAGCUGUAACAUACCAACAUACAUCGCAGAUACUGUUUCUGGAGUGAUAGACACCACCAAAAUCAUGGUGAGAGGAAGAUGUCGAUGGAAGAUUCCUGCAAUUUCAAAUCCUGAGUGUCUUCACGUUGUCUACAUUCCGUCAUAUAAUUUUUACAACAAUAUCACAUGUACUGCUGAUAUUUACAUAAACUCUGAUAACAGACUAUUACCGUGCAAAUCCGAUGAACCCGUGUGUCAUAUCUUUAAACGCUCAAUAUCGUCUAUAAAUUUUGCACAUUUGAAGCAGAAGAUAAAACCUCGUCGCUGUGCAAUCUGGAGAAUUGAAGAGACUUCUCUGAAUACAAUUACGUUUAGGAAGUUCAGUAAAUUCAACGGAAAUGAAAUAAAUAUUACAUACCAAAGUAUACCACCACCAUACCCUACCACAAAUUCAGCUACUCAGACUUCAACCCUAAAUGUUGCAAACACAAAAAGUACAAUUCGAGUGUCAACGUUCUCAAAAACUACUGACAUAUACAAAGACGAUAACAAUACCGAAGUGACAUAUUCAAACGAGAGAUACUGUGCAUGUACUGGAUAUCACAUUGCAGUCACCUUGAUUAUUCUUCUGCUAGUGGCAACGGUAGUAAUUUUUGCACUUUUCGUAUACAGAAAAAAAGAUUUGUUCCUAACUCGUCAUCCAAGGAUACGAGGAUCUUUUUUUCAAGCCGAGGCCGUCGACGACGAAGUUGAGAGUACGGACGCAAAGGAUAUUUUUGAUCCAACCACCAUCAAAAAGAAGCCAAGUCGUUUUUCAUUAUCCAGCAAACGUCGAAACGUGAGUGUCAAAAAGACGCCUGUUGAAAAUCAACGAAUAAAUGGAAGUUAGCAUGGACAUGUGUCGCUAAAUAAAAAGCAGCUCAACAAUAUCUAAAAUGAAUAACAUAUUUUUUUACAUUAAUUUUACCACAGACUGAUUUGAACGUUAUCUCAAGUUCUCGAUAAAUUUGAAUAUUCUUACUUCAGUGCAGGAAAUUUUCUUUCGAGCCUACCGUUCUUUCGUUGUUAUGUCAAUUCUAUGCAGUUUUGCAGAAUGAAAUAUUUGUUAAUUCUUCAAAAAUGUGUGAAUGUACAAAUAAAUUUAAAAUAAAAAUAUAUAUAUGUGUGUG